CCACUUUCACACAGAGAUCUUCAUUUACUCAAUAGACACACAUUUUCCUGUUUUCCAACUUUUGUCCCAGGAUAACUGCAGUGAUCUGUCCUCAUUUUAUAUCCAGAAUGCCUUUCCAUUUAGCUUCCAUGCUCUUUCUCCUUCUGCUUGCUGGGCCUAGCAGCACAUUAGUGCUGAGUCCUGCUAGAAUGAGGGCAGAGGGCAGGGUUCGAUCUGGAGUAAAGGACAAGACCGGGGACAGGGAAAGUACUGUAGGUAACACUGAAACUGGAUUUGGAGAUACUCGCGUUCCUAAGCCAAGAGUGACAGCAGGAGAAGAUGGUAAGGUGUGGGAGGACCCUGGUACUACUACCAACUUCAGGUCCACACUUUCUGUUAGCGAAGGUGGACUAUGGGAACCACGCAGCUUCUCUCGCUGUGUCCCCAUCCCAUCCGGCAUGGCCUUGUGCCAAAACAUUGGCUACGACACUAUGAGGAUGCCAAACCUGCUGGGCCACGAGUCUCCAGCUGAGGCUGUGCAACAGAGUGCCAGCUGGUUGCCACUACUUGCAAGAGAGUGCCAUCCCGAUGCCCGCAUCUUCCUCUGCUCUCUCUUUGCUCCCAUCUGUCUUGACAGGUUUAUAUCACCCUGCAGGAGUUUGUGUGAAUCUGUGCGAGACAGCUGCGCGCCAAUCAUGAGUUGCUAUGGCUAUCCCUGGCCAGAAAUUCUGCGGUGUGACCAGUAUCCUGCCGACCAUCUCAUGUGCAUCUCCUCCAUCACCAACACCACUGUUCACCCAGGGGGGCGCAGAGUUCCUCAGGCAAGCUGUCAGGAUUGUGAGCUGGAAGAGGCUUCCUCUUCAAAAGACACACUGGAGACAUUUUGUCGGAGCGAUUUUGUUGUGAAACUGCGUCUAACAAGACUCAAAUAUAGUCCAGCAAGUCUUUCUCAGUUCUCCUUAGCUGCUAAACUGGACGUCCUGAAGCAUGGACCCUUGUUGGGUGGGCAGAUCCGCUCCCGCAUUGAGCUGUGGUUGGAGAGGGAUGCCACCUGUGUAAAGAACAUGACACGACAACACCCACGAGGCGGCACUUUCCUUGUAACAGGCACAGUGCAGGGGGAGCACCUGGUGGUCAACAAGGCUUACGCCUGGCAAAGGCGAGACAAGGACCUCAUGGCAGCUGCUCGUAAAUGGAAACAUCACCGAUGCAGGAAUUAGGCUCAUGUAUUCAGUUCGUGAAUUUGAAAUAACUGAACUGAAAAAUUAAAAAAAACAAGAAUUAACCAGCUAUGGCUAGGAUAGCAUUUAGAUUUUCGACAUGAGUCAACAGCUGUAAAUAAUGUGUGGUCAACUCUUCAAGUGGAAGAUACAAAAUGGAGUGAGCUGGUUACAAAGGAGCUCGGUAUGCAUCAACAAUCUGUAUUUCAGGCAGCUGAGGUCAAAGAAAUAAAAGUUGUUGAGUAGAAAAUGUACAUAUUAGUUAAGUUUAACUUAAUAUGGCUGGUCUAUAUUUGCAUGCUUUGAGAAUGAUUAAAUUUUGUGUUCUAAACCUCAAGGAAAUGGUAUUUAUUCAAGAACAGCAGCUCAAAUCCGAAAA
Messenger RNA from Amphiprion ocellaris (clown anemonefish), 1578 nucleotides. Its product is annotated as secreted frizzled-related protein 2. The record is from RefSeq and is a predicted model, not a curated record. Gene Ontology annotation, molecular function: Wnt-protein binding. Lineage: Eukaryota; Metazoa; Chordata; Actinopteri; Pomacentridae. Bases 108 to 1199 code for a protein of 363 amino acids. The transcript is spliced from 4 exons. Gene Ontology annotation, biological process: canonical Wnt signaling pathway; negative regulation of canonical Wnt signaling pathway; non-canonical Wnt signaling pathway.